This is a messenger RNA of Drosophila sulfurigaster albostrigata, 2568 nucleotides long. Its product is annotated as stromal membrane-associated protein 1. Bases 227 to 1831 code for a protein of 534 amino acids. The transcript is spliced from 2 exons. NCBI's taxonomy places the organism in Eukaryota, Metazoa, Arthropoda, Insecta, Diptera, Drosophilidae. Gene Ontology annotation, molecular function: GTPase activator activity; metal ion binding. The record is from RefSeq and is a predicted model, not a curated record.
ACGUACACUAUUUUCGAUAGCAAAAAUUGUAGUAUUCUUAAAGCAUUAAAAAAUUAAUUGCUACACAUAUGUGCAAAACGUACUAGGCAUUGGCCACAAAUCGAGAUUGCAAACGCACGUCCGCCAUCUGUUUACGAAUACACAUUUUUGUCCUAUACUUAAUUAAAUUUUAAGGCCAAUAUUGAAAUUUGUGCACAGAACGACAAGUGCAAGUGAAGAGAAGAAAAUGAGCACGUCAAAUGCAAGCCGUAAGGAGACGGAACGCACCAAGCUGAUGCAGGAUAAAUGUCAAACGCUGUUGACGCAAAUGCUCCGUGAUGACGAUAAUAAAUAUUGUGUCGACUGCGAUGCCAAGGGUCCACGCUGGGCAUCAUGGAAUCUGGGCGUAUUCCUAUGCAUCCGCUGUGCGGGAAUCCAUCGCAAUUUGGGUGUGCAUAUCUCACGCGUGAAGAGUGUUAAUCUGGAUGCCUGGACACCCGAACAGGUGAUCUCGCUACAACAAAUGGGAAAUUCGAGAGCUCGCGCCGUUUACGAGGCCCAGUUGCCGGAUGGAUUUAGACGCCCCCAAACAGACACGGCUUUGGAGAACUUUAUACGCGCCAAGUACGAACAUAAAAAGUAUUUGGCACGCGAAUGGGUGCCGCCGUCGCCACCCAAGGUAGACUGGGCCAAGGAGAUUGAUGAGGAAUUGGAGCGACAGAAGCGCAAAAAGAAGGCGGCUCAGCCCAGUUUGGGUAUCAGCAACAUAAGCGGUUCCAGCGGGGUCGGCAGCACUACUGACAAGCGUCCGACGACGACAGCGGUAAAAAGUACGCCACUUCCAGCGCCGCUGCCCAAGCCGAAACCCAAUCAGGUGGGUGGUUGCAGUCCAAAGACAUCGCAUCGUGUGCAGUCGAAUAAUAGCAGCAGCAUCAGUGGCGGUGAAAGUGAUCUCUUGGGCCUGUCGUCGCCCACAAAGCCCAUAACUGCCCAUAACAGUAGCAGCCAGGAUCUUCAGAAUGAUAGCUUUAGCAGCUUCCUAAGCGCCACUUGCAAUGUGAGUGCCAUUACCACGCCCGAGAAGACCAAUGGCAAUGGCAAUGGAAACAAUGCGGAUGCUGCCUCACUCGCCAUGUCCAGUCAGCCAAACUCAUUAGCCCAGCAGGAGCAGGACUUCUUCAGCCAAGGUACACUGGGGCCAGGCGGUGGCAGUAGUGAGAAGGAUGCAUCCGGAAAACUGUCCAAAGAUAGCAUAUUGGCAUUAUAUGGCAAUGCACCCACCACACACAAUCCACAAUUGAACUUCGGCAAUUUCACGGGCAUGGCACCCGGCGGCUAUAUGCACCAUCAGCAACAGCAGGUAACACAGCAGACGCAUCAUCAUCAUCAGUUCAUGACACCACCCAACUCGGUGAGCAUGUACAAUGCACCUGUUAUGGCUGCGCCGAAUGCAUUUAGCAAUGCUCCAACUGGCGGCGCUAUGAAUUUGGUGGGCGUGGGCAACGUCAGCUUUGGCAGCGCUCAGUUUCCAAGUGCUGGCGGUGGAGGCACCGGUGGUAGUCCGUAUAUGGCAACCAAUAGCAUGGGCGGUGCACAAGGAUCGCCAGCUAAUUUGAUGCAGACCAACCAAAGUCUGCUGAGUGGCAUGCAGCUCUUCAGUGGCACAGCAGCUCAACAGUCGGCACCACAACAGCAGCAACUUGGACUUGGCAUGAAUGUGAUGCAACCGAUGUCAAGUGGCUUGCCUUCAACUGGAGGAUAUGCAUCCUCAACUGGCACAAAUGCUUCGUCGUUGACAUCCAAUUUAAAUCAGCAAUUCGGAAAUUUAAAUAUCGGCAAUGUUUGGCAAUAAAUGAAGACUAUUCUGUGCAUUCCCUUAUAUAGUACAUAUAUAUAUAAGGCCGGUCCACAUGCUGAGCGGAGCUGCGCUGAGAUAAGUUAUAUAUUUGUUUAUCGUAUAUAUAUAUGUAUUUAUAUAUAUAUAUAACUUUUUGUACCUACUUGCCGCCAAUCCAGUGCUUGUGUUGAGAGGACAUCGUAUUAAUAGGUGAAUUGUGUAUUUUCCUCCUGUUUAUUUGUUUGUAAGAAACAUUGUAAAAAAAACUUUGGCAUACGUAUCUGAGCAUACAGACUUACAUACAUACAUAACAUACGUAGUAAGUAAACUCUUAUGAUUACGAUUCGGUGUGGUGUACGCGUUAGAUCCAAAAUCAUUCAUCAUUUAUAUUGAUUUGCAAGCAUAUACACUAAGUAUUUAACAAGUAGCAUUAUAAUAAAAAUCAUCAAUUCAACAAGUGCUUCUAGUGUGUAUGCGUGUGAUCAUCUAUCCAUACAUUCAUACGUACGCCCACCCAUAUUAUAAUCUCUGUGGAGAGUAAGUAUGAUUUUUACGGCAAGAGUACUUGUAAGUUACAAAUUUAUGUUCCAUUUUUGUUCCUUAUCUGAGAACUCAUUGUCAUCAUAUGUAUGUUCAAUAUUUAAUCCACGCAGCAUGAAAUACGUAUGUACUUUAAAUUUUAAGUGAAUUCAAUUUUAAUAAAAAUAAUAACUGAUAUCCCUUGAAUUAUGUAAUAAUAAAUACAUAACUAU